Messenger RNA from Sinocyclocheilus rhinocerous, 1234 nucleotides. RefSeq names its product E3 SUMO-protein ligase CBX4-like. Lineage: Eukaryota; Metazoa; Chordata; Actinopteri; Cypriniformes; Cyprinidae. Bases 242 to 1234 code for a protein of 330 amino acids. Gene Ontology annotation, cellular component: PRC1 complex. Gene Ontology annotation, biological process: negative regulation of transcription by RNA polymerase II; protein sumoylation. The transcript is spliced from 5 exons. The record is from RefSeq and is a predicted model, not a curated record. Gene Ontology annotation, molecular function: SUMO ligase activity; SUMO binding.
CUGACGUCACGCGCCUGCCUUGGCUUAUUAUUGCAUUAACUAUUUUCUGUAGUAGCAGCACCAGUGAGCUUUUCCAGUGCCUGCCGCUUAACGUGGAGACAAAUACGAGGGAGAGGGGGAAAGAGGAGGGGUGAGGGACAAAUUAAUCUUGGGCCACAGCGGUGGCACAGCGCGAGACGGCAAAGCGUUGCAGCGAAGAUAUUAUUUUGCUCGUUCGCUUGAAACGGGCGGCGGAGACAGAAUGGAUCUACCUGCCGUCGGGGAGCAUGUGUUCGCGGUGGAGGGCAUCGAAAAGAAGCGCCUACGGAAGGGCAGAAUCGAGUAUCUGGUGAAGUGGCGAGGAUGGUCAGCCAAAUAUAACACAUGGGAACCCGAGGAAAACAUUCUUGACCCGCGCCUUCUUGUGGCUUUCCAAAACAGAGAAAGGCAGGAGCAAAUGGUGGGAUAUCGCAAAAGAGGGCCUAAACCCAAACACCCCCUUGUCCAGCUUCCUGCGUUUGCUCGUAGAUCAAGCAUCCUGGGUGGUCUUGAGGACACAUCACUGGAUGAGGAGAACCAGCCCAAAGUGGAUCCCCUUCAGCUCCACUGCCCACGGCCGCAGCACUACCAGCUGAACAGCAAAAAACACCACCAGUACCAGCCCAGCUGCAGGGAGAUCUCCGUAGAACAACAUGUGAGCGUGAAAAAGAAGCACUUCUACCAGCUGAACAGCAAGAAACAUCAUCACUACCAGCCAGACCCCAAGAUGUACGACACGCCACUCACGGGACCUAAAGAGGUCAAGGUUCAAGACCCUUCCAGCAAAGUUUGGAACCUCCCUCCAGCCUUGCAACAGAAGUGGAUUCAGAACAAAGACACCGCCUGCCUGAGUAAAGUGAAAGAUCUGUCUAUCGAGCACAAGGGCCUGCCGGAUAAUGCUAACAAAUCGGAGCGGGCACUCAAGACGAGAGCCAAAGAGUUUGCAUUUCCUAACGGCAUCAGCAGCAAGAUGAAAAUAAUCAAGAACAAAAACAAAAACGGACGGAUUGUGAUUGUAAUGAGCAAAUACAUGGACAAAGGUGUGCAUUCAUCUAAAGUUAAAAACAAGGAUGUUUCUGAAGUGGAAACGCAGCACAAUGAGGAACCUACACUGAAUAAAACGGACAAUCUUUCUGAUGGUGAAACUUCAGAAGGCCUUGAGAAUGGCGCUGUUGAGAACACCAACACCAAGGGAACCCGAGGAAAACAUUCUUGA